AUGGCAGUGGCCAUGCUGAUGGGGAAGUCUAGGGUUCAAGUUAUUGGUCUGGUUUUAGUUGCUGUCGGAAUGGGUGGAGGAACUGGAAGUAGUGAGGCUCCCAUGAUUGCUAGGAGAGGGAGGUUGGGUGCUGAUCAGCCUAUGAUUCUGCACAUGUUGGAUAUCCCUCCUGCUGUAGAGGGUGUUGUUGCUAUAACCGAUGUUGUUGAGGCAUGCACUGUGGACAAUGUUGCUGUCAUGGUUGUUGGCCGGUUGUUGCUAACCCGACAAAUACAAAUUGCCUUAAUCCUGAAGGAAUUUGCACCAUCAAUUCCUGAGAAAAGCAUUAAUUGUUUGAAAGUCUGA
This is a messenger RNA of Vitis riparia (riverbank grape), 345 nucleotides long. RefSeq names its product malate dehydrogenase, cytoplasmic-like. Lineage: Eukaryota; Viridiplantae; Streptophyta; Magnoliopsida; Vitales; Vitaceae. The record is from RefSeq and is a predicted model, not a curated record. The transcript is spliced from 3 exons. The coding region runs from base 1 to 345 and encodes 114 amino acids.